This is a messenger RNA of Pocillopora meandrina, 2553 nucleotides long. The record is from the annotation of a GenBank genome assembly. NCBI's taxonomy places the organism in Eukaryota, Metazoa, Cnidaria, Anthozoa, Scleractinia, Pocilloporidae.
AUGGACGCCACGAAAGAAGACGAAAAAGCCAAAGAGCUAAAUUCAUUGUUCGAGUCUAUUGGGCAGCAAUGGCAAGACGCGUAUGAGGGACUGGAGAGAAAUAGGGCCAAGUACACUUGUCAUUUUGAUCAUAUAUCGGAAGUUUUGAGAAAAGUUAAUCCGGAAAUUCAAAUCACGCUUCGUCCUUAUGGAAGCGCCGCUGAAGGUUUAAAGUGUCUGGAACCCAACGAUAUUGGCGAUGUGGACAUCAUGGCCUUUCCGACGUCUGAGGACCUCAUAAUUCCCGAGAAUUGUCUCGAAUAUUCCCCCGACAAUCCACUGCAUGUGAGAAUCAAAGUUGGCGACCGUCCCGUAUUUCAAUCCUGUCUUUAUGAUGGUACACAGUACUUAGCCACCUCUGCCAUUAAAAAGUUCCAUAAAGAUAUUUAUGGGAGUUCACUACCUGAUUUAGUUGAACGUUUGACAUGCACAUUUUCCGCACUGCCUCUUGGGAAGCUUUCGCCCGUGGAACAUGUCAACACCUACCUAAAGAACAAGACCUCGAGUCCAGCUGUCACUAUCGAUUUUUCUAAGAGGCUUGGCACUAUUUUCAACGGCCAGACAACCCUCGAUACCCAAGAUUAUUUGUCUCCGGAAGGGUCUCUGAAGGCAGCUGACUGGGAUUUGACUGACUGGGAUUUGAUGGCUCAUGUAAUCUGCAUGGGGAGAGGAAUCGAGUACACAAGGAAACACGCCGAAGUAGUGAGCGACUUUGUGCAAUUUCUGAGUGAUUUGAUAAAAGAACAGCAAAAGAAUGGUCUGUCCUUUUCAUCUGUUUUUCAAGAGCUUUAUUUGAGCAGUAGAGCGGAAGGGCUUGCGAAUAGAUUUCGAGAGAUUGAAGCUCCCUCGCUAGUUGAGAAGAUAGGGAUCUUCUUGCAAGUGCCUGCAGAAGAAAGAAAAGAGGAACAAUUUGUUUCUCCAGAACAAAAACAAGACAGUGUGUGCGAAACCUCAAGUGCCAUGCUUCAUACGAAAUACGAGGGUGGACGCUCAAAUGGAGACGUCUCUUCUACAUCGAGCCAUUCCACAUCGGUUAACGUUAUACCUGCGCAAGAAGCCGAAAGGAAAGAUGAAGACAGAAUUGGAGACAAUCGUAAUGAAGAGCGCAGUGAGGCGGAGGAAACUCAUGCACCAAAGAAAAAAAAGACCUCUGAGGCAGAAACUAAGACGACCGAGUCUCUAAGAAAACUGUAUAAUGACUGUAUUCAACAGUUGUUGUUAGCAGAGACGGAUGAAACGACAGGAAAUGCCCCACACGGGACGGAACCAUCCAACAACGUUACAAGAACGAAUUCCUAUCAUCAGGCAUUCGGAAUAGAUUUUGUUCCCGCCUUGCGAUCUCAUGGAUGGCCGAAGGUAGCUCAAGAUUGGCUCAAACAAGAGCGCAAAUGGCCUUCCCCAAAAAUGGUCGAAAGGGUUUUUCAGGAAGGAGUCCAUUUGGUGGUAAAGCCGCCAAAGAAAAAUGGAAAUCCUGAUUGCGACUUUAGAAUCUCGUUUUCUCACGCAGAGUACCUCCUGAGUCAAGACAUGAACGACAUCCAACGAGAGUGCUACCGAUGUUUAAAGAAAUUUUACCGUGCUUAUCUUUCCAAUGCGGAAGGUUUGGAGUCAUUCCACCUCAAGAACCUCUUUUUACAAACAAUAGAGGAGACUGGGGCCGAGAUGUGGACCGAGAGAAGACGGGCCGAGUCUAUGACGAAACUACUCGGGAAGCUGUUGAAAGCUUUGAAAGACAAGGAUUUGCGACAUUUCUUCGUGAGAUCGUACAACCUGUUUGGAGUAGACUACAUUGAAGACCCAAAGAUUCUCGAGUCCCUCGCCGAGAUGGUUGAGAAGAUUAUGGAAAAUCCCGAGGAACUGGCAGCGGAAAUAAUAAAGAAUGGAGAAGAAGAGCUGAAGAAAGCGUGCAGUUCACUAGAGAAAAACCAUGGACAGUUUGGUGAUGCCGCUGUGGAACAUCCACCCAAAAGCAACAAUCACACCGAGGGGAAGGAAGCUACUGAUGAUGCAAGUGAAGGAUAUCGAUAUCACGACCUGAAAGAUAUCUACCUGAAGAUCAGCGAUGAGAUGAUAAACAUCGCUUACAGCGAUACGGACUGCAAUGUUGAAACCUUAGCACCCCUGGAGAGAUCCGUCGUGGAACGCUUGAAAGAAGUCAGGCAGAGUUACCCCAAUAUCGAUGCUCAAGACGUUCUCAACAUAUUCGACUUCUUUUGGAACUUGACCUAUUUCAAAGUUUGGAUGGGCUCGGAGCCUGACUUGAGGCGUCGUAUGCUUGAUGCAAUUCGUGAUGAUGUUGAAAGCUGGAGGGGCACGAUGGAGGCCAAGGAAGACUUCCCUUCAUCAGGGGAUAUGGCAGCUCCACCAGCCAUGAUGCAAUUUGCCAAUUUCCUGGACUGUAGGAAUGUUUUGCCAGCUGGAGCAGUGACACAGUGCUUUCGUAAAUUUCAUUCCAAUAUCCUCAGACAAAUUAGGCAACAAGUGAUUAAUAUAGAUGAGCUUUCAUUGGACUAA